Messenger RNA from Pichia kudriavzevii, 1143 nucleotides. RefSeq lists its product as uncharacterized. Bases 1 to 1143 code for a protein of 380 amino acids. Lineage: Eukaryota; Fungi; Ascomycota; Pichiomycetes; Pichiales; Pichiaceae. The record is from RefSeq and is a predicted model, not a curated record. The transcript has a single exon.
AUGUUUUCAGCGUUGAACAGUUAUUUUAAGAAAGACAGCACAUGCAACCCCCCCACCACUGCUUCAGUGAACGAAUCUCUCACGGUGGAAGUCCUCUCUAUAAAAAACUAUAAGAAGGCUGCGAGAACAUUACAGAUUGCAUUUCAGGACGACCUGUAUGUGAAUUACCUUACUUCGGGGCUCUCCGACACAACCACCAAGGAACAGCUAGACUUGGCAUUGUUUGAGGCAACUGCAUAUUCGACAAUAAUGAAUGGUCUACUUGUGGCAGUCCGAGAUCGAGAAGCCGAAGAAAGUGAUCCACAGGCACCGUUUCUAGCUGUUGCAUGUUUCCAGAAACCUGAAAAGGACGAGAAAUCAAGCACGAGUCGAAGCUUGUUUUCACAUCUAUGGACUAUGUACCAAACCGGGUAUCUAAAAUUUGUCUAUUUGGCCAAUAAAGAAACAAGAAGAAGAGUCUUUGAUGAGCAAUGGAAACUGCUGGACCAGUUAAAGGAAGAAGUUUUAGGAGACCAACUUAAUAAAUCUUGGUAUUUAUCCGAUAUCGGUGCUAUUCCUAAAGGUCGGGGUAAAGGGCUAGCUAGGAAAUUAGUUGAAUUUGUAUGCCAUAAUUACAUAGACAGAUACAUUGUGGAGAAAGAUACAAAUGGUGAUGACGAUGACGACGAUGAAGAAAUCAUAAACAGUGGAGAUGAUCGAUAUAUUGGCUCAAGUGAUGAGAACUCAAGGCUCGACUCGGAGAUAAAUUCGUUUCAUUUUCAGUUUGAUUUGGAUUCCGACAAUAUCACUGAUUACUCAGGGUAUUCGUCGUUUUCCGAUACGGAAUCUGCACAUUCGUCUUGGUAUAAUAAGGAACACAGUAAUAGCAAUACAGAUAACGAAGACGGUGAUGAUGACAUAUUGUCCAAGUACGAUCGUCAACAAAGUAUGAAGUAUCGAAAUAGGCGUGGAGCUCCCUUAUAUCUAGAAUCUUCACACCCGCGUAACAGAAAGAUCUACCAGAAGUUGGGUUUUACUUAUGUGAAGACAGUUCCUGUUGCAGAGGUUCAGUUGGGAAAAGAAAAUAAAAAGGUAUUGACUAUGGAUCUAAUGGUCAGGGGUGUUAAAGGUACAAAAUGGAAGGUAGAAAACGUAUUCAAUUGA